AUUUGUCUGCUGCUAUUCAUUCCCUAAUCAAUAUGUGCAAAAGCACUGCAAAAACAUUUACUUAAUUGAGAAUAGUUCCAUAAGAAGAAGAACACAAACAGCUGUGCCUUUUUCAGUAGCGCUUGAUCAUUUAUUUAUAUUUUUUUGGAUCAUUCUUUUUAAACAUUAUGUCGAGCAAAAAACAGCAAAAUACAUUUCAAGGUAAAGAAUGCUUCAGCCGUAUGAAUUUCCUAUUUCAAGCGUCCAUGCUAAUGGCAGGAAGUAAUAAAACUUUGGCAGCUUACUAUGGAGAGCUGUGCAAGAAUAUUGGCAAAAAAGCGGUGCUUAAAAUUGAUCCGGAUGUAAAGCGGCAACUAUGCAAGCGCUGUUCAUUGGCUUUGCAGCCGGGCAUUACCGCUGAUUUGGAAACUGUUUCACAAGGCAAGCGGCGGAAGUGCUCAAAAAAUACACAAAACGUAGAUGAAAAUACAAGUUUGAAGCUGACUUGCCAACAAUGUGGUUUCAAGAGAAAGUAUUUAGUAAAUUCGGAAUAUAAGUUUUGGUUGGAGAAUAAAGAAUCUGUGAUGGAAACCAUAACAGUUGAACAAGAAAAACAGAAAAUAAUUCGAAGUAAAGAGUCCAAAACGUUAGAAACAUGAAAUUCCUUGGAUUUUUCAGUUGCAAUAACUUAGUUAUACAUAUGUACGAAUACCAUUUGGUAUGUUAAACUUUUUCUCGAAUACAUAUAAAUAUUAUUAUUAAGUAA
Molecule: messenger RNA, 745 nt
Organism: Ceratitis capitata (Mediterranean fruit fly)
Lineage: Eukaryota; Metazoa; Arthropoda; Insecta; Diptera; Tephritidae
Gene: Rpp21
Product: ribonuclease P protein subunit rpr2
Exons: 2
Coding region: 168-638 (156 amino acids)
Biological process (GO): tRNA processing
Cellular component (GO): nucleolar ribonuclease P complex
Source: RefSeq, a predicted model, not a curated record